CCGACGGUUAUCAACGCCAUUAAAAUCGGAAGAGAAAAUCAAAACAAUAUUCGAUAACCUAUUCGUUUCGCUGGUUUUAAAAAAAGUACACUAUUUACAAACUAAUAUGGACGGCUGAUCAAGUGUCGCUUCAGCUACGUAGUGAAUUGUUCAACAGUUAGCGAUUGUAAACGCAAACGGACGAUAGUUAGAAAUACGUAUUAAUAUACUUAGGAAGUGUGCGGACGAACUUGUUCCUGGGAAGGUCAAGAAAUUUGAGACGAUACAAAUAGUGUUUAUAAAUCAAAUUAAGACCUCCAAACGACAGAUGAUGUACCGGCUGCGCUAAGUACAGUCAAAAAAUGCACGAUAAUACAAAAAUGGAGAUUCCUGAUAUUCAAGACAGCAUUUCGGAGGCAAGCUUCGUGACGAGCGUUGAAGAAGCUACUCGUAUCGACCAAUGUACGCAGACCCCUCCGAGCGGGAAGCCCCGAUCACGCACGCUCCAAAGGUACAACACCACCGACCACAUCUACGAGCGAUCACCAAAUAAGCAUUACCGUCAAAUCCACCGACCAAAGAGCUUAGGUCUCAGCGAUUCUUACCCGUUUUUUGGGAAACCGCCAAGCUAUGAUAGUGGAUAUGCGCCUGCAAAAUACAAAGUUAACGCAUCUGACAGUCCGACGAUAUCAGUGACCCCGCCACAUAGCUUGGAAUACGUUUGCUCCAAAGGAGGGGCGAGUCCAAACGGUUGUGCGACCCCAAACGGGAUGAAUUCAAGGACUAGUGCAACAACAGUGCUACUUAGUCCCACGUAUUUGCAGGGCUGUCAGUGUAGUCAGUCUAUAAAGAGUGUAAGCGAAGUGGCUCUGACAAUGCCAACUUCGCCAGGAUGGAAUGAAGAAGCAGCAGCAAACAACUCCCCCGAUGGACUAUCGUGGAGGAGACUUCAUAUGUCACGGGCAAAACUCAAAGCCACAGCUACUACCUCGGAAUUAUUAUCAGGUUUCGCCAUGGUAGCGAUGGUGGAACUUCAAAUCAACGAGCCAACAAAUGUGCCAGAAUGGCUCUUCGUUAUGUUUGCCGUCUGUACCACAGUAUUAGUAGCUGUCCACAUCUUCGCUCUUAUGAUCUCCACUUAUUUAUUACCUAAUAUCGAUGCUGUAAGCAAGAUGGAGACGCCUGGAGGACCUACGAGUGCUCUACGGGAUUCACCCCAUGAAAGGAUGAGAGGCUUCAUUGAAUUGGCGUGGGCGUUUAGUACUGUCUUAGGUUUAUUCCUAUUCCUGGUGGAGAUAGCGAUACUCUGCUGGGUCAAGUUCUGGGAUUAUUCCUUCGCGGCGGCCACUGCAGCCACUGUCAUUGUUAUACCAGUGUUAAUAGUAUUCGUAGCGUUCGCAAUCCACUUCUACCACUCUCUAGUGGUGCAGAAGUGCGAGACUUCCGUCCAGGACAUAGAGCAGCUGGAGAACAUGAAGAGGGACCUCGACACGGCUACCGUUAAAGUUAAUAUGUAUUGAAUAAUGUGAAAUUAAUAUCAAAAGGUUUUUGACGACCUCUGUGGAAGUGGUUUGCCAUCGGUUUUUAUGGCCAUCACUGAUGUCCCGGGUUCGAUCCCGGCCGGGCCAAUGUAGAAAUUAACUUUUCUAUAUUGUCUCGGGUCUGGGUGUUUGUGGUACCGUCGUUGUUUCCGAUUUCCAUAACACAAGAGCUUUAGUUACUUACUUUGGGAUCAGAGCAACGUAUGUGAUGUUGUCUAAUAUUUAUUUAUUUAUAAAAGGUUUGAAUUUUUGCUUCAAUUAAACAAUUGAAUUUUGCUUCGAGGCCAUUGGCUCCGUUUCCGACAGUAGCGCCGCGCAUAGCACCUGAAAUUAUUUCGAAACUUUGCAACGAAAACGAAUCUCAAAUAACGAUUUUAAAAUUUCAAUAUAAAGUCAUUUUAAGCUUAUUAAUACAAAGAUCGAACAAUAAAAAACUCCUUCGAUCCGGCUAAUUUCGAACCAUAAGCCUUAGUACACCGUGACUGGAGCACUUCCAACUGGCUACGGAGCGAACCAUCGACCUUACGAAUUUUUCUAUGUACUUGUUGCAGAUCUUUGUUUUUGGUUUUAAAUGACGUAACGCCAUCUGUGAAAAAUGUAUCAAAGUUUUCUUCACUCAGCUUUAUAAUUUUAAACUGCUGGCAACAAGUACAGUUAGCGAGAAAAAUACUAACCUAUCUAAGUAAUCAUUUAGAGAUUGUAAAUAAAAAUUCCGUCUCAAAAGACAUUAAUUAGGUACUUUUAAUAUGUUAAUUUUUAGUAAUAAAAUAAUUGAUAAAAAAAGAUCACAAUUUUUAAAUAUAUUGUACUUAGAAUUAAAGUUUAAUACCAUCGACGUUUAAAACUAGGUAG
Molecule: messenger RNA, 2372 nt
Organism: Hyposmocoma kahamanoa
Lineage: Eukaryota; Metazoa; Arthropoda; Insecta; Lepidoptera; Cosmopterigidae
Product: calcium release-activated calcium channel protein 1-like
Exons: 8
Coding region: 342-1499 (385 amino acids)
Biological process (GO): store-operated calcium entry
Cellular component (GO): membrane
Molecular function (GO): store-operated calcium channel activity
Source: RefSeq, a predicted model, not a curated record